CUGCAAUCAAUUCAACUCAACUCAAGCCAGAUCUUCUAAACACCAUGCUCUGCUCCAGACUCUGCACCACCCUGUUGCUGGCAGCAAUGUGUUUGCUUAUGAGAGCAGGACUUUCUAGAGCCACCGUUGUGGACCCCUCGUCCAAGGUGAAAGUGAUCACAUGUGAUGACGACGUCCAACGCCUGAGCUGUGCACCAAAAGGAGUGAUCAGUGUGCAGAAUGCUGUGUAUGGACGUGCAGACAAGGCGACCUGCAGUAAGGGCAAAUCUCCCCAGCAGCUUGCCAACACCAAGUGUUCUCUGCAGGUCACUGUGGAUAUGGGGAAAAGAUGUAAUGGCAAGAGGGUGUGUGACAUAAACCCAAACAUCUUCCAUGCUUCUGAUCCCUGCCAUGGCAUCUACAAAUAUCUGGAGACCACCUACACCUGCCUCCCAGCAGUCGUCAGCGUAACAUGCGAGGACUCUCCGGCAACGCUGCAGUGUGAUGCAAAAGAGGUUAUAUCUGUCUACAGUGCUCAUUAUGGACGCCGUGACUCCACCACAUGCUCUUCCCAACGACCUGCCUCUCAGCUCCGAAAUGUCAACUGCUUAAACCCCACGAGCAAAGUUGCUGAAAAGUGCAAUGGGAAACACAGCUGUACUAUCAAAGCCAGCAACUCAGUGUUUGGAGACCCCUGUGUUGGCACUUACAAGUACCUGGAGGUGGCUUACACAUGUAAAAAGCGUGGGAAUUAAACAACAAAACAUGGCAAUGUACGGCGUCAGCGGAUGCAACCAAUGAGACUUUGAAAUUCCAAAUGGAGCAUAUAGCCAAAAGUAUCUGGACAGCGGCAUAUUAAACUGUUGUUCACCAUCUCAUACUGGGCUAAGUGUCCAAAUACAGUUGCUCCACAAAUGACUCAAAAUGGGAACAAAACUUGCUUUAAUAAGCCUUUGAUCAAGGAAUUGCCUCUUCUGUUAUCAUCUUGUGAUGCACAAAUAAAAUCUGCCUCGCCUCA
Messenger RNA from Micropterus salmoides (largemouth bass), 997 nucleotides. Its product is annotated as L-rhamnose-binding lectin SML-like. The record is from RefSeq and is a predicted model, not a curated record. Bases 45 to 734 code for a protein of 229 amino acids. Gene Ontology annotation, molecular function: carbohydrate binding. The transcript is spliced from 9 exons. Lineage: Eukaryota; Metazoa; Chordata; Actinopteri; Centrarchiformes; Centrarchidae.